Molecule: messenger RNA, 1881 nt
Organism: Manihot esculenta (cassava)
Lineage: Eukaryota; Viridiplantae; Streptophyta; Magnoliopsida; Malpighiales; Euphorbiaceae
Product: WUSCHEL-related homeobox 9
Exons: 5
Coding region: 534-1700 (388 amino acids)
Biological process (GO): regulation of developmental process
Molecular function (GO): DNA binding; DNA-binding transcription factor activity
Source: RefSeq, a predicted model, not a curated record
CUUUCUUGACUUUCAAACACCACAACAAAGCUCGUCUCUCUUCCCUCUUAUUUAUUCCUGCAACAACCUCUUCCAUUACAAUAAUCCCUCACUUCUCACCAUUAAUACUCUGCAAGCGAAGCCCCAACUGAAGCAAGAGACUCUCUCCUUGCCCUCCAUUGGAAUCUGAAUCCAAGCAAAAAAAUAAAAUUAAAAAAAAAACCAUUUCUCUCUUCACUUUUCAUUAACAUCUUCUGUCUCAACUCUGAUGAAGAUUCUACUUAAACACCCACCAUGUAAUUCUUUUUCUUACCUUCUUUCCUUCUCGUCCGCUGGAAUUGGCAUGUACUUUGAGUAGAGCAGAAGCAUUUCAAUUUUAAUGUAAAACUGUAAGGAAAGGAUGGGGAAGUGGUAGGUGAGGAGGCUAUAAGAAGGGAAGAGGAUUCAGUAUCAGAAGCUAGCUAGGGCAACAAAAGGGCUGUCUAUCUCUUCUUGCUUCUCUUUUGGCUGGCAAUUGAGGUAUCUGCUUAGGGUUUGGCCUUUUUAUUAUUAUCAUGGCUUCAUCAAACAGACACUGGCCUAGCAUGUUCAAGUCCAAGCCCUGCAACACUCACCAACACCAAUGGCAGAACGACGUCAACUCAUCAUCGCUGGUGUCAACUGGUUGCCACAGACACCCUUACGCUUCAGUUCCUGGAAGUGAAGAGCGAAGUCCAGAGCCAAAGCCAAGAUGGAACCCAAAGCCUGAGCAAAUUCGUAUUUUGGAAGCAAUCUUCAAUUCUGGCAUGGUGAAUCCACCAAGAGAUGAGAUAAGGAAGAUCAGAGCUCAAUUACAAGAAUAUGGCCAAGUUGGUGAUGCCAAUGUUUUUUACUGGUUUCAAAAUAGAAAAUCAAGAAGUAAACACAAGCUGAGAGACCUUCAAAAGCAACAAGCACAUCAUCAUGCUCCAUCAGUUACCACAUCAAUCACUACCCUCACAACACCUUCUUCUUCAUCAUCUUCCUCAGAGAUAUCCCCUACAAAAGGUUCCAAAAAGACUCUCUCUUUGAGCUCUCCAAGCGUUGUUGAUGUGUCCAAUUCACCAACCUGUUCAGUCAACCAGACGUAUUUUCAAACACACAGUGAGUUCGUGCCUGAACCCUUUUUCUUCCCGGCUCAGCCGACUGCAGCAGCCGGAUCAGGAGGAACUGGUUCCUUUACACAAGGGUUUUGCUUCUCUGAUUUAUCAAAUGUGGUUCAAGUUCAAGAUAAUACAGUUGGGCCUUGCACUAGCCUUCUGCUGAGCGAGAUAAUGUGUUGUGAUGCUUCAAGAAAAGAUGUUCAUCAUGAAGACAAGAACAUGAGAAUGCAACCACACUUUAGUUACCAUGUCACUUCUCCAAUUCCUCCCAGCAUCAGCCUUGCUCCUUCUCUAACUCUUCCGACUACUAAUCCAAAUAGUAACACUGCUCAGUCUAUUAUCAGCCAAAUUCAAGGUGCAGGAGAGUCAGCUUCAGAGGGUUCCAGUGGCCCAGUAAGAUUAACUGUGUUUAUCAAUGAUCUUGCAUUUGAAGUGGGAGUGGGACCUUUCAAUCUGAGGGAGGCAUUUGGUGAUGAUUUUGUGUUGAUUCACUCCUCUGGACAGCCUGUUCUCACCAAUGAAUGGGGUGUCACUCUCCAUUCCCUCCAGCAUGGAGCAUCCUACUAUUUGGUACCUCUUUCCAUGAGCGAAAAUAUGUGAAGGUGGAAAGGGGCUAACUAGCUAGCUAAGGUUGCUGUGCUUCUCUUUGCUUCAUAUCUAGGGUUUGAAUAUUAGGUUUGCAGCAACGUAUCACUAUUUUAUGGAUCUUAGAACUUGUGAACCAUGUAUUAUAUUUUACUUAUAUUUCAUGUGAAACCCAUGUCAAUGGAAUAUGCUUAUC